AUGAACCUUCCGCAACGGGCGCGCGGAGACUCGCCUGUUCACAUCCUUCCGUGCGCUCGCUUCCUCUCUCUCUGCUGCCUAGCGAGCAUGCGGCGCGCUUCGAGCAUGCGAGACUCGCCGAACCUGCGCAGGCGGUCUGGCUCCUUCACUCAACUCGCUGCCAGCGACCCGCUCCUCGACAAGCCGCUCCCGGUUCGACUGGCUCGCAGACGGCUGCGACCAAGCCUGUCGACCCUUGCAUGGCUCGCUGUACUCGCCACGACCGUUCUCUACUACCACCGGCAGCUCGACGUGGCGCGCAGACAGUCGGCCGGACUCCGCUCCACAUCCCGUCCCGACCAGAACGACGAUGUACGACCGGGUCGUACAGCCGGCGCCAGGGACGUCGAACUCGCCAACAUCCUCAACGAGACCGUGCCCGACCUCGCGACGACAUCGUGCGAAGUCUGCGUCCUAAACCCGUCGAAUCCGCUGUGCGAGUACGGCCUCGACAACAUCCGCAUGUCAAGGGCGUACGAGGGGUCGGGUGCGAGGCUGCGGAGAGUGCUGAAGCGGGCGCUGAAGGGCGAGGAGAUCGGAGUCGGCGUGAUCGGAGCGAGCGUGACGGCGGGACACUCGGUUCCACCAGGCUACCAGCGGUGGCAGGAGCGGUUCUUCGACGACUUUAAGAAGAUGUUCCCGAAUGCGAAGCUGCAUGUUGGCGCGAUGGGCGCGACGGAUAGCAAGUUCUUCUCCUACUGCUUUGGCUCCCUGCUUCCCGACGACCUCGAUAUCUACCUUGUCGAGCUCGACAUCAACGAUGAGCCCGACCUCGAAACCCUCCGAGACGCCGACGCCCUCAUGCGCGGCUUGCUUCAGCUUCCGCAAGAGCCGGCAGUCAUCCGCGUCUCGGUCUUCCAGGUCAUCUUCGAAGAACUCGCUCGAGGCGUGAUCGCCAACUUGGUGACGAGCCAGUACUUCGAUGUCCCCAUCAUCGGCAUCCGCAACUUCCUCCUCCCGCACGUCCAGCACCACCGCGAGGACGCCGAGAUCCUCUUCGGGUUGGAUCAGUGGGGCAACCGCGACUACCGACACAUUUCGGAGGUCAGCCACAUCGCUAUGGCCGACAUGCUCUCGCUGUUCAUGCGGAAGGAGGUCUGUGAGGCGCGGCGGCGGGACAUCAUGCCGAAGGUGACUUUCAAGAAGCAGGGACCCUGGCCGAGCGGAGAGGACUUGGGCAAGAUCCCACCCUUGCAGGUCUUCAGCUCCUGGCGCAACCCCGCUCCUCUCGACCCUGUCAAGCCCAAGUGCCAGACAAUGUACAGCAAGCCGCCUCUGACGCCCUUCUCGCACACGGCCGACUUUGAGCGAAUCGAAUGGCACGGGAAGAGCGCGUGGGCGUCGUCUACGCCAGGCGGCCAGAUCCGCUUCUCGUUCCAUGGGAAGCAGGUCGGCGUCUUCGUCUGGGCAACAAACGGGAAGAGCAACCCUGAGGAGAAGAGUGACGACCCGGAGGUGAGGAAGCGGGAGGCGCCUGGGCAGGCCAAGUGCUGGGUCGAGGACGUGGACGGGUCGAAGGAGGACGGGUUGACGGUGACGAGCCACUGGACGUUCAAGACGGCGCCGAGCUCCGAGUUUGUCAACGUCGCGGAGAAGCUGCCUUUCGGCGAGCACGUCCUCGCGUGCGAGGUUCUCCCGACCACGACCUCUGGCGGCCACAAGUUCCGGCUACAAGGCUUGACGAGUCUAUAG
Messenger RNA from Rhodotorula toruloides NP11, 1731 nucleotides. Its product is annotated as capsular related protein, Esterase, SGNH hydrolase-type domain containing. The record is from RefSeq and is a predicted model, not a curated record. The transcript has 8 exons. The coding region runs from base 1 to 1731 and encodes 576 amino acids. Lineage: Eukaryota; Fungi; Basidiomycota; Microbotryomycetes; Sporidiobolales; Sporidiobolaceae.